CAUUACAUUAAUGGAAGCUCAAACUUACAGCUCUAAAAGCAAAAAUGAUCGUAAAAUUAAGUUCAAAAUUCCUAACAAAGAAUUACUGGCUAAGUCUCAAACUAACAAACCCAACUGGAGACACUACAACUUCAAUGAGAAAGCCAGAGACAACUCUUCAGAGUGGACUAACAACCAGCUGAAGCAGUUCUCGAUGCAUCCUGGUGAAGGACUGCAAGACAAGCUUGACUACUUCAUCACUCCUUACAACACAAGCCUCAUUUACAAAAAGUUCAUGGAGUUCGAUGAACAAGAGAAGCGUCUCAAAAUGGCUAACGCCACUCGCAAGAAUGUGUCUGAUGAGUGGCAAAUGAUCUCCAAUUUUAUCUUGAAUGUGCGGCCAGACGUGUUCAAGAAGAGUUGCGAGAACAUCAACAAGGGACUCUACCUCGAACUUCGCAAGAGUUUAUAUCACCUGUUUCUGCUCAAGAACAAAAAGAAGAAAACUCUCAAAAGCCUCAGUCUUUCACGUAGAAAACCCAUCUCAAACAUGGGACUGACAACUCAUGCAGAAUCUGGAGACAAGUAGACACAAGUCUAGCCACAGAAGCGGAACCACCCACAAGAAAGCAAGUGGUGCUUCGUUUACUUUCAAGAGUCCUACAAGCAGAGCCUCCAAGAUGAGCAAUGAAAGCCAGAACUUUCACGACAUGAUGUCCAUAAUACACAAGAAAAAACACAAGAGUCAAAGCAGGUUUCAUAAGAACAAGUCCAUCAUUGAGAAAGUGUUCGACAAACACUUGUCGAUGAUUAUGAAGAAAAGCCUCAGAGCCAAGUCUACCAUGAAGCAGCAUUUCAACCAGAAUCUUGACAAGUCAGCACAACACCACCAGGCAUCGUUUCAAGUCAACCUUAGUUUUGGAAACACAUUGGACAAUGCACAUAAGACUUUCACCCACAACAAAAGUUUUCAGCAGAAACAGUCAGAUUCAGACUUCCAUAGUUGUUCUCCUCAGACUCAGAAGUUCCAACCUACAGUAGUCAGACUGAAGUCGCUGGGACUGGCUGAGAAAUACAGAAACAAACACUCCUCAAUUCCUAAAUUUAAGUUGGCAAUCAAUUGAGACAAGUCCAGUAAGCCAUUAACUAUGAAAACAUCCACUAUGAAAUCAUUCACUGACAAGUCUGCAGCCCUCAAGCCUAUGCACACAUUUGUGGUACCAAAGUUGAAGAGUUUCUUACCAAGCAGAGAAGACUCUCCUGGACUUCCAAAGAACGUGGCUGCAGUUUCUCCUCGAUUUCACUCAACAAUAAUUCAUACAAAUCACACCACAAAGAAACACAGCUCCAUCUACUGGAACUCUAAAGCCAAGGCCUCUGACCCAACAGCUAAGUACUCUGCAAGUCAAGUCCUAGUCUCAGCCAAAAAGUGCGUGAAGAGCAAACCCAAGAGGCCAUCAACCAAGCCCCCUCUGAGACACCCAACUCUCGAUGAACUGGCACUGUCUUUUGUCUAAUAAAUUUGGGAUU
Messenger RNA from Moneuplotes crassus, 1509 nucleotides. The record is from the annotation of a GenBank genome assembly. NCBI's taxonomy places the organism in Eukaryota, Ciliophora, Spirotrichea, Euplotida, Euplotidae.